This is a messenger RNA of Paramecium sonneborni, 276 nucleotides long. Lineage: Eukaryota; Ciliophora; Oligohymenophorea; Peniculida; Parameciidae. The record is from the annotation of a GenBank genome assembly.
AUGUAUUUUAUUUUAACGAAUUCAAAUAUACUAAACACAUCUCCUCAUAUAAGAUUGUAUAAUCUAUAUACUAUAUAAAUAAAGUCAAUUAUUGAAAUAAAAAAAUAUUCAUAUAGUAUAGAUACAAAGUUUUCUGUCAGAAAUUUGUUUUCUUAUAAUAGUAUCAAAGAGAAUAGACUAAAUUCAGAUAUCCAAAGAGUUAGAUUUUGUUAGAAUAAAUGUUACAAACUUGAUAUUUAAAUUUAUGGAAGAUAAUUAAAAAGCAAAUUAGAUUGA